AUGUCGUUGAAUGAUCUCGUUGAAAUGUACAAUCAAAAGUUGAAUUCUAAUGGUGGUCGAUCAACAAUUGCUACUGAUCCAUCACAUCAUACUCCUCAAUCAACAUUUACAAUGAAUACAGGAUUUGACUCUCUCGCUGAUACAACAAAUCCAUUUAUUAAUAAUAAUAAUAAUAAUAUUGCUUUUACGGAAAAUGUAUCAUCAGCAUUAUUUGAAGCGGAUUCAUAUCGUUUUCAUCUAAAUGAUCGUGUACUUGCUGGUGAAAUAAUUCGACCACCAACAAAUAAUUCUCCACGUAUUGAAAAUAUUAAAUAUGCUGAUACACUUGUAUUUUCAUCAAACGAUGCAAUUGAUGAUUAUGAAAAUAAUGAAGAAUAUACAACAAGAUAUCCUGACAUUAAACCAAAAUUAACGAUAAUAAGUGCUCAACAGGCACUAAUACCACCUGUCGAUAUGUUUACAAAUCCAGGAGAACAAAUUCAACAUUUAGUACAACAAGGAGUAUUACAAAAUUUGCAUGGUUACAUAAGGUAUCCAUACAAUUAUAUUGAACCUCCUUGGUAUUUUUCUCAAUUAGAUGAACAACAAGGUUUUGUUAAUCUUACACCACCUCGAAGUUUUUUAACCGCUCAAGAUCUUGCAUUUAAUUCAAUCGAUGACUCCUAUAACAUCCAAUUACCUCCUGGAGUUCCUCAAAAUGCUAUUUCACAAGAUCGUUAUGAAAUAAUUCCAUUACCUAAAAUGGUUUAUGAAAAUUUUGUUCCACUAAUUGCAACACGUCGCAUUGUUUGUCGUCGACAAAUAUCUGAACGUGUUGCAGGCGAACCAACUUUUCAACAGAUAGCAAAUUCUUCUGUAAUGGCUUCAAAAUUACCCGAAGUUGCAGAAAUGACAGUUCACGUUUAG
Messenger RNA from Rotaria sp. Silwood1, 906 nucleotides. The record is from the annotation of a GenBank genome assembly. NCBI's taxonomy places the organism in Eukaryota, Metazoa, Rotifera, Eurotatoria, Philodinida, Philodinidae.